CAUCAAACCUCGCCAUAUCAUUUCAAAAUGUUGUGUGCAAUCUCUGGAGAGGCUCCCCAGCAGCCAGUUGCGUCGCGCAAGAGCGGCAACGUUUUCGAGAGGCGACUGAUCGAAUCAUACAUUUCCGAGAAUGGCACGGAUCCCGUGACUGGAGAGGACCUCACAGUGGAGGACUUGGUCGAGCUCAAGCAGGCCCGCGUCGUUCGCCCUAGACCCCCGACCUUGACUUCAAUCCCCGCCCUUCUUUCGACUUUCCAGAACGAGUGGGAUGCCCUUAUCCUCGAGACCUACCAGCUCAAGCAGCAGCUAGCCGAGACCCGUCAGGAGCUCAGUACCGCUCUUUACUACAGCGACUCCGCCGAGAAGGUUAUCGCACGUCUGCAGAAAGAAAGAGAUGAGGCCAGAGAUGCUUUGGCCAAGAUUUCCGUUACCUCGACCUCGAACGGCGCAAACGGAGAUGCUAUGCAGGUGGAUGGACAAGGCUUGCCCGAAGCCAUUGUCGCGAAGAUCGAGCAGACACAGGCAGAACUAUCAUCAACACGACGAAAGCGCCCGACUCCCGAAGGCUGGGCAACUCCCGACUCCCUGCAGAGCAUGCAGUCUACUCAGAACUCGGAACCACUAUACCCUGGAGGCCGCUCGAUUGCAGUCGAUGCAACUGGUGACCUUGCUCUUGUUGGAGGAAGCGACGGCGUGGUUGGUGUCUACUCGGUAUCACAAGGACAAGUCAUUCAGACAUUGAAGUGCGGUGGCGGCUCCGUUACAGAUGCCGUCUGGUCCGGCAACAAGCCCGUGAUCGCUCUCUCGACUGGUGCUGUCAAGGUGUUUGACAACGGAGCCGAGGCUGCCAGCUUCGACCGCCAUGCGGGCGCCGCCAACGCACUUGCCCUGCACCCUUGCGGAGACAUCCUUGCUUCGGUUGGUGUCGACAAGAGCUACGUUCUCUACGACUUGCAGUCACUCCAGCCCAUUACUCAGGUCUCUACCGAUUCUGAACUCACGACCGCCGCAUUCCACCCUGAUGGACAUCUUUUCGCCGCCGGAAGCAGCAAGGGAGCCAUCAAGCUUUUCGACGUCAAGACAUCCGAAAAUGUGGCCAACUUCGACUCGACUUUCGGACAAUCACCUCUUCAGACAGUAUCAUUCUCAGAGAACGGCACAUGGCUCGCAUCAGCCGUGCAAGGACAGACCAGUGUCAGCGUUUGGGAUCUGCGCAAGAUGGCAGAGAUCAAGACAAUCGACUUGGGCACGGCCGUCACUGGAGUUAGCUGGGAUUACACUGGACAGUACCUCGCAGCAUGCGGACAAGGCUUUGUUGCAGUUGAGCAUUACUCCAAGAGCGCAAAGAGCUGGUCAGAGCCGUUCAGAAAGGCAUUGAACGCAGUGGACGUCAAAUGGGGAUCCAAGGCGCAGAGCCUGGUCGCACUGGCGACAGACGGUAGCGUCAGUGUCUUGUCUUCUUAGGAAAAAAAGAAGUCGAAGCAGAUUCGAUGUCAAUAUGUUUCAAAAGCAAGUAAGAUCCAAAUAAGGAAAAAGAAAGAAUCUCAGACAAAACAUGAUACAUUGUGAUUGAAGUGGAGCCAAAGGGGAAGGUGAAGCGAAUGUUGAUGAGACGUGAAAGUCAGCAGCAGAGCAUGUGAGUGAUGUGUUGUAAGGUUGUAAGGGGAUUGGCAUGCGCCUGCUUUGGAUGGCGGCAAAAAGGCCAAACAAAGGCAGGGACAAUCGUCACCGGAACAGCGUUUCCCCACAGCAGCGGUACUUGACCAUCAACGUCAACCUUGGACGCCAUUUCUUUCACUCUUGUUUCCAGAAUCUACCGCUGUUGCUAGUGAUCCGUGAGA
Molecule: messenger RNA, 1841 nt
Organism: Aureobasidium pullulans EXF-150
Lineage: Eukaryota; Fungi; Ascomycota; Dothideomycetes; Dothideales; Saccotheciaceae
Product: cell cycle control protein
Exons: 5
Coding region: 28-1464 (478 amino acids)
Biological process (GO): mRNA splicing, via spliceosome; protein ubiquitination; DNA repair
Cellular component (GO): Prp19 complex; U2-type catalytic step 1 spliceosome; cytoplasm
Molecular function (GO): ubiquitin protein ligase activity; protein binding
Source: RefSeq, a predicted model, not a curated record